AUGGCGAUUCAGUGGACCGAAGUGGUCCUCAAAAUUCAAGACUAUGGCGCGGUGUUGGCGAUUCUCGCCAACUUCUACCUACUAGGCCUCAUCAAUUAUCGAUCGCCCGAGCAAUUGGGCAAUUAUAAAUACCUAAUGAUGUAUAUUUCAAUAUUCGAGAUCUUCUAUUCAAUCAUUGGCGUUGCUCUCCAUCCGGCCGUCUAUACCUACAAAUCGGCCUAUAUCAUUUUUGUCGACGUGCGCUCGUUCGCGUUGGGCCGCGAUUCGGCGGCAUUCUUGAACGUGUUGUUUUGCGCACUCUAUGAGUUCUCGAUGGCCGUGUUCGGCAUCAAUUUCAUUUAUCGAUAUGCGAUCACACGCGGGUUCGCCUUCGGACAGACCACCAAGUCUCAUCGCGCUCUUUUCAGACUCAAAUCCUAUUUCGAGGGCGCCUAUUUUGCGAUAUGGCUUCUCAUUCCGGUAUUCUACACGCUAUUCUGGAUACUAGUCAUCGAUGUGUGCUUCGGACCAUUCGACGAAUUCUCAGACCUCAUACGGUACAAAUUGAGCGUGCUGAAAAAAAAUAACAGAAGCACGGAAUUGCAUUUGAGGGGUCCGUUGCUGGAAAAUUUUGACAUCCAAUUAGCGGACAUCGUCUACCUAGGUCCCUACUUCUUCCCGGUGAAUCGCAACGGGACCCGCUAUACCAACUACACUACAGUCGUCGGAAUGUUCAGCCUCACCGCUUCAGUAAUGCUCUCAGCGUUCUGUGUGAUCUUCUUCGGAAUCAAAUGCUAUUGGGGAAUCUACAAAAUUGUGCGAGAGUUCAACUCGUCAAACUACCGCGGCCUACAGCGGCAGCUUUUUGAGGCAUUGGUAAUGCAGACAGCAAUUCCAUUCAUUCUCAUGUACAUCCCGGGAUCUGUAUUAUACAUGCUUCCGCUACUUGAUAUGGACUUUGGCUUCGUCACCACCUUCAUCAGCAUCACCAUAGCGAUCUAUCCAGCGAUCGAUCCCCUUCCAACCAUCUUCAUUGUUAAGAAGUAUCGAUUGGCAACGAUUGAGAUCUUCAAAGGGUUGGCACGCAUUCUAUUAUUCGACAAGCGAUCCAAGGGCAAACGAUUUAGUGAAUCUAAUUAA
This is a messenger RNA of Caenorhabditis bovis, 1119 nucleotides long. The record is from the annotation of a GenBank genome assembly. NCBI's taxonomy places the organism in Eukaryota, Metazoa, Nematoda, Chromadorea, Rhabditida, Rhabditidae.